CUCAUUACCUUCCUUCCUUGACUGUCCCUCCGACGUACUCGUAGAGGUCAGCGACCAGAGCGCUGGACAGGAGACUGGCUGCGCUGCUGAUCGAGCUCGCGCCAUGUCCUCCUUCUUCGACUCGCUGAACUUCCAUCGCGAGCCCAAUCGUCCCUCGGAAGACCCAUCUGGCUCGAACACCUAUCGCUCCUCUUCUUCAUCAGCCCGCGUCGCCUCCCAUGGGAGCUCGAGCCGUGCUAGUACUUCGUCAGCAGUAGCAGGGCCUUCUUCGAGGCCGUAUGGCAGCCGCGAUACAUCGCAUGCCGCUCGUGGCGGGCGCCAAGAGACUGUGUCAGCCAGGAGAUCUGAAGCCAAUUCUUCAACCACGACGGCAGACCGGCCUUCAGUAGGCGCUUCUGCUAUCGACGAGGACGUGAGCCAUGAGGCUUUCAGACAGGAUGAAGGCCCACGAGUCUUCUGGGAUGUGCCGCCCUCGACCUUUAUUCGCGAUUGGGCCAAGGCGAACCCUCCGGACCAGGAGGAUACGCGUAGAGCUGGAGAGGUGGGAGGAAGCAAGGACAGUAGAGGCUGGAGGGACGAUGCCUGGACUGAUCGUCUCCUUCGAUCAGCAGCUGCGAGUGACGGACCAGCUCCUUCGAGUCGAGGGGGCAAAUGGAGCAGACAAGCUUCGACUGCAAGCACAACCUCUACCGCUUCCAACUCGACGUCAAGGACCAAUUCCACUUCUGCAGGCACGACUGGUGGAGUGGGUCCUCUGAGAGCUCUCAAGGGUCGCUCUUCUACGAUCAAUCGGCGCAGUAAGUCUUUGAGGAAUGCAAAACCGGCAUCAGGCUUCAGGCGCCAUGUUUCUACCUCGGCUGUACUCGAUGAGAGCAAGGGAAGCAGCUCAAAUUCACAUCCUUCAGCGCUUGCUGCUUUGUGCGGAGGAAAGAACCAGGCGGAGAGGGUCAACAAGCUUCUUGCAGAUUUGGGUCUUGCUUUUCAAGAAGAGUCGGGAAGAGGACCAGACUAUGAAGAUGAGGAUGGUGGAGAGGCAGCAGCAGACGUCUCGAUGGACAGUAUACACACAGUCUGUGAUCCUGGCUUCAGCAUGGAAGCGGACAGCGUCACCCCGGGGCGGUCCAAAGCGACAACCCCAGCUCAUACUUCAAGCGGCAAGACGCUCACUGCUGGGAAUACGCCUCAACCACCUUUGACAUUGACUGCCUCACAGCGAAGACUUUCUGCAGGAGGUGGAGGUAAAGGAGGCAUACCCAACUCGAGCUGGGAGCGCACUCUCACUUUCCCACCCAGCGGCUCGCCUGCUACCGGUGGACCUCAAUUUCGCACAGGCGAGGCAAUGUCUGUUACCCCGGACGUAGACAUCGACGUUGACGUCGGGUCGGAUGAUGAGGACGGGUUCUGGGACGAGGCGCUUUUGGCUGAUCUACCUCUGCUCUCGGGUAUCGAGGAGGAUCAGGAGGGCUACUUUAGCGGAGGACCUGUCAGAGCGCCUUCUCUUCACUCGCCUCAGCAAACAGUGCCGUUGGCCUCCCCUGAACCCAAAGCCGCAAUCGCCGCUGCUGCUCUGGGGAAACGGAGAGACCCACCUACUCCUAGUCCAGAUGAGAAGAUGGCUACAUCUGUCGCUGAAAUCUCUACUGCAAGUCACUCUGCUUCGGUGGUAGAAUCGAGAUCGCCUUCACCCACGAAGAUGCAGCGCUGGAGUCGAGCUUCGAGCAGAGGAACGGAUCGGACAUUGCCUGAGAAGGCCGCGCAGCUGCCCAGAUCCGGAGACGCUCAGGAACCUGAUCAGGAUGCGGUGCCAGCAGCUCAGCCCGCACAGAGGAGCAGGACGAGAAGUGCAGCAGCUGCAGCAGCUGCAGUAGAGAAAUCAGCUGCACGACCAGUGGCCGUUCCCGCAGCAGAUCAAGCGAGCUCCAUCUCCAGAGGUACUAGCCCAGAGGUACCCACUGCAGCAGCUCGCUCUAGACCUCUACUUCGCUCAAGCACUGCAGCCACAACGCGACAGCCUAGUCGAGUCUCUAGCUCUACGUCCCCUUUCAAGUCCACAGACAGUACGACUGGGUCCACCUCAGCCACAUCAAGCGCUCGGCGAGCCGCUUCACCGGCUACCUUCUACGGCGCUUCUCCCUCCAGAUCCGAGUCCGCGUCCGCGUCCGCGUCUACAUCCACGACUACCCGCUCGUUGACAACUGGUAUGACGACCAGUCGCCCAGCAGGGCUCAGUCGUCGCUCUGCAGGAAUGAGUAACUCGUUGAGUGCCGGGAGCGGAAUGACGCUUCUUCGCGGUGGCUCAGGAGGUGGGAGACGAGGGAGUGGGAGUGGAGGAGAGACGGGAGCUGCAACUGGGGUGAAAGCUUCUUUUAAGAUGCCCUCACGCCGAGCACUUCCCACUGUCCCGCCACACUUGGAAGUUUCGAGCGCUCAGCACCACGCAGCAGGGGAGACAGAGACUGGGACAGGGACAGGGACGGCAGAAGAUGACAGUUUUGGUGACCUCGAGGGGAUCGAUGCGUCCGAUCUGGACUUGGAGGAGAUUGAGAAGGUGAUGAGUGCGAAUGGCUAUUGAUGACCCCGUAGGCAGAUGGGUGGUGCUAGGAAGCGGGGGAGUUGAGGUGGUUUCGUGCUGUACAUCAAUGCUACCGUUGCAUACCUCAUUCAUGACGAGUCGUGUGUGUGCUUUUCUUCGGCCCUGCUCUGACUUCCGUCUAUAUCUCCCCUUCACUAUCACUACUCCCCAUGGCCGCACCGGGAUCACCUCCCUCCUUCUUGACCCUCGCCACCCUU
This is a messenger RNA of Microstroma glucosiphilum, 2790 nucleotides long. RefSeq lists its product as hypothetical. The record is from RefSeq and is a predicted model, not a curated record. NCBI's taxonomy places the organism in Eukaryota, Fungi, Basidiomycota, Exobasidiomycetes, Microstromatales, Microstromataceae. The transcript has a single exon. The coding region runs from base 104 to 2572 and encodes 822 amino acids.